GAUUGAGCUGCUGACUGGAGAGGUUCCUAUAAGGUGUCAGGAUGUCACCGUCUAUUUCUCCAUGGAGGAGUGGGAGUUUUUGGAAGGACACAAAGAUCUGUACAAGGACGUCAUGAUGGAGCAUCACGAGCUGCUUACAUCACCAGAUGACUGUACCAGAAUCUCAGAAGGAUAUGUGACGUCUUCAGAUUUUAAAACAGAGGAUUAUGCUAUUACACAAAAUACAAGUGAAGAACAUGCCAUAAUCCCAGAUGUACCCUCAGAUCUUCUCAGCAAAGAUUUAUCGUGUGAUUUUUUUAAAUAUGUCCAAUCUUCUGAUUUAUCACAGACUGCAAAGGACCGGAAAAGCCACAAAAUGGGUGUUGAACAUCAAACAGAGGAGAAGCCAUUUUCAUGUUUGGAAUGUGGAAAAUGUUUUAAACAUAAAUCUGCUCUUGUUAUACAUCAGAGAAUUCACACAGGGGAGAAGCCAUAUUCAUGUCCAGAAUGUGGGAAAUGUUUUACAGAUAAAUCACAUCUUCUUAGACAUGAGAGGAGUCACACUGGGUCGAAACCAUUUUCAUGUUCAGAAUGUGGGAAAUAUUUUAACCAGAAAUCAGAUCUAGUUAGGCAUAGGAAAACUCACACAGGGGAGAAACCAUUUUCGUGUCCAGAAUGUGGGAAAUGUUUUACUCACAAAUCAACUCUUGUUUACCAUCAAAGAACUCACAGAGGGGAAAAACCAUUUUCAUGUUCAGAAUGUGGAAAAUCUUUUACUUGCAAAUCAAAUCUUCUUAAUCAUCAUAAAAACCAUACAGGGGAGAAGCCAUAUUCAUGUUCAGAAUGUGGGAAAUGUUUUACAGAUAAAUCACAUCUUCUUAGACAUGAGAGUAGUCACACAGGGGAAAAGCCAUAUUCAUGUCCAGAGUGUGGGAAAUAUUUUAGCCAGAAAUCAGAUCUUGUUAGACAUCAAAUAACACACACAGGGAAAAAGCCAUUUUCAUGUUCAGAAUGUGGAAAAUGUUUUACAGAAAAAUCAAAUCUUAUUAUACAUCAGAGAAUUCACACAGGGGAGAAGCUAUUUUCCUGCCCAGAAUGUGAGAAAUGCUUUACUCGUAAAUCAUAUCUUGAAAAGCAUUUAAAAAUUCACACAGGAGAGAAGCCAUAUUCAUGCUCAGAAUGUGGGAAAUGUUUUACAGAUAAGUCGAAUCUUGUUAUUCAUAAAAGAAGUCACACAGGAGAGAAACCGUAUUCAUGUACAGAGUGUGGAAAAUAUUUUAUCCAGAAAUCUGAUCUUGUUAGACAUCAGGUAACUCACACGGGGGAGAAGCCUUUUUCGUGUUCAGAAUGUGGGAAAUGUUUUACUCAGAAGUCAACCCUUGUUUGUCAUCGAAGAACUCACACUGGAGAGAAGAGACUUUCUUGUUUAGAAUGUGGAAAAAGUUUCACGGAUAAAUCAUAUCUUGUUAUACAUCAGAGAAUUCACACAGGGGAGAAGCCAUUUUCUUGUCCAGAAUGUGGAAAGUGUUUUACAGAUAAAUCAAAUCUUGUUACACAUCAGAGAAUUCACACAGGGGAAAAGCCAUAUUCAUGCUCAGAAUGUGGAAAAUGCUUUACAGAUAAAUCAUAUCUUGCUACACAUCAGAGAAUUCACACAGGGGAGAAGCCAUAUUUAUGCUCAGAAUGUGGGAAAUGUUUUACUGAUAAAUCAAAUCUUGUUAAACAUCAGAGGGGUCAUAAAGGGGAGACAUAUUUUUGAGGGAAUGUAUGUGGAAAGUGUUUUAACUAAAAGCCAGUUCUUAUUGCACAUCAAAGAUAAAAUGUCCAGAAGGAAGGAAAUGUUUCAGCGACAAAUCACAUUUUUAAAACUCAGGAAAGGAAGGCUAUUUAAAGCACUACAUCAUGAUUAAGGGUACGUUGAUAUCACUAGUAACCUGAUCUGGCAGGCUGCUCUGGCAAAACAGAGUUCACCAGAUCUGGCAUUGCCCGAUGCUGUUGUUCACUGCCGGACCCCAUAGACUUUAAUGGCAUCUGGUGAGGAUCUGCUUUAGCUUUAGCUAUGAGUGCCAGGUUUCAGGUGGACAAAAACCAUGACAUGCAACAUUUUUUGCCGGCUGGAUCCCAUUAUAGUCUAUGGGGUCCAGCAGUGAGCAUCAGUAUCUGGAAACGCCGGAUCCAGAAACAUCCCAUCUGAGUUGACCAGAUCUGGCAUUCCCCGAUGCUGUUGUUCACCGCCAGACCCCAUAGACUAUAAUGGCAUCUGGUGAGGAUCUGGCCGCUUUAGCCAUGAGUGCCAGGUUUCAGGUGAACAAAAACCAUUGCAUGCAGCAUUUUUUUCCAGCUGGACCGCAUUAUAGUCUAUUGGGUCCGGAACUGAGCAUCAGUAUCUGGAAAUGCCGGAUCCUGAGAACAUCAGCAGGCUGUUCUUUGCUGGAUCAGGUUACUUUCACAUUUAGAUAUAUAACAGCAUCUCAAGACUUGUUACUCGUUAAUAAACAUUUG
Bufo bufo (common toad) is the source of this 2481-nucleotide messenger RNA. RefSeq names its product gastrula zinc finger protein XlCGF26.1-like. The record is from RefSeq and is a predicted model, not a curated record. NCBI's taxonomy places the organism in Eukaryota, Metazoa, Chordata, Amphibia, Anura, Bufonidae. The transcript has 3 exons. Gene Ontology annotation, cellular component: nucleus. Bases 62 to 1738 code for a protein of 558 amino acids. Gene Ontology annotation, molecular function: RNA polymerase II cis-regulatory region sequence-specific DNA binding; DNA-binding transcription activator activity, RNA polymerase II-specific. Gene Ontology annotation, biological process: regulation of transcription by RNA polymerase II.